Diaporthe amygdali is the source of this 1008-nucleotide messenger RNA. RefSeq lists its product as uncharacterized. Gene Ontology annotation, biological process: translation. NCBI's taxonomy places the organism in Eukaryota, Fungi, Ascomycota, Sordariomycetes, Diaporthales, Diaporthaceae. Gene Ontology annotation, molecular function: structural constituent of ribosome. Bases 1 to 1008 code for a protein of 335 amino acids. Gene Ontology annotation, cellular component: ribosome; mitochondrion. The record is from RefSeq and is a predicted model, not a curated record. The transcript has 3 exons.
AUGGCGUCGCCUUUAUUAACCAGGGCACCAUGCCUGGCCUGCCUCAGGAGGAUAACACAGGCUAGCAGCACACCUGUCACCCCGUUCCUCAGGCAAGUAAGAGGGAAGAAGAGCAUCCGGACAAAGGAUGCCGGCGUCAUCGUGCGACUGCUGGUCGACAUGAAGGGAUUUGGCAAGGAAGGUGCCAUAUUCCGAACCGAACGAGGCAGGAUGCGCAAUCUUUGGUACCCCACGAAGAAGGCCGAGUUCAUGACAGCCUCCCGCUUCAAGGAGCUCGGCUUGAGCAAGAACGAUGUCGGCGAGCGCGAUCCCAUGUUCGGCAUGCAGAUUGAAUUCGAAGAGGAGGUUGUGCAGGAUGCGGUCGAGGCGGUUGCGGGCCUCCCUCGCGGCGCUGUCGCCCUCGGCGCAGGGGCCGGGCAACCCGCUCUCGAGACACCCAACACACCUGCUGUAGAGAUUGAGCACAUCGCUCCCAAUCGUGCUCUUGAGCUUCUCACCACUAUGAUCCCCGAGACCAUCGUCUUCGAACGGCACCUCAAACACCUCCCCGCGACCGGAGCUGGCAGCACACCCAAGUCCACGCCUACCGACGAGACAGAGCAGCAUAAGGUCCUCUCGCCGCUCGAAAGGCGCAGGGCCAAGAUGCUCGAGGCCCAGAAGCCUGCCGAGCCAGAAAAGACGCUCGAGGAGGUCGAGGCGGAGCGCAAGGCCCAGGAGGAGGAGCUGGAGAGGGAGCGCAAGCGCGCUGAGGACGAGGCCGAGAGGCUCAAGGAGAUCCACGGCUCAGUGUCGGUCCGCGACAUCGCGAGCUUCAUCAAGGAGAAGAUGCUGCUGGAUCUGGAGGCAUCGAGGAUCCACGUCCAGCCCGAGGAGAUAAAGUUCCUGGGGCUCGCGGACGGCGCGGACAAGGUCGAGAAAGUGGGCAGGGUCGACAUCGAGAUCCGGACACAUGUCGGCAAGGACAGGGUCGAGCCGGUCAGGAAGUCGGUUGAGGUGGUUGCGGCUUGA